AUGGCCACAUCCAAAGACAAUGAAGAUUCGGAAAUUUCAGAGUUACUUGGCAUUGUGAUGACUGAUACAUUACAAGAACAAUUGCUUGAUGGCGCAGAUAGCAUGCCGCAAACCGCGGUGUCCAACGCUCAAGGAACCACCAGCAAUAUUGACACGUUGAUUUUCUCAAGUGCCUCAAAUGAUAGUUCGAUGUCAUCUCAACUUACUCCAGUUGCAGAAGGCGUAGUCGAAGCAUUUCAAGACUUAGAAGAUCGGUUAUAUCACAUAUGCAGUUCGGCUAACACUCCUAGAGAAUCCAAUUCUAAUCCGUUUGGUGCUGAUGCGAAUAAUGUACAAACGCAUGCAGAAGCUGUGACUCUCAAUACGGAUAAUCAUGAAGGAUUGAAUUCGAGACUGGGACAACAUAUAAUGAUAAGUUAUCAUCAUGAUUCAUCAUAUCAAAUAUGUGAAGAACUGUUCAGAAGACUGAGAAAUCGUGGUUAUAAAGUAUGGAUGGAUAGAAAUGAUUUACAUGGUUCUAUACAUCAAGGAAUGGCUGAUGCAAUUGAAAAUGCAUUUGUUGUUCUAUUUCUUAUGAAUCAUGACUACUACGAAAGUGAAUUUUGCCAAAAAGAAGUGUUGUAUACCGAUAAAAAACGCAUCAACUUCGUUCCGUGCCUUCUACAAGCAGGAUACGAACCUUCUGGUUACUUGGGUCUUGUCAUUCGUGAUCGACUAUAUAUUGAUUUUACUGCACCAGGUAAUUUUGAUGCAAGUUUCGAAGAAUUGAUGGCUGAAAUUCAUACUAUUGAAAAGCAAACGCAAGCUUCUCCUACAUCCAGCAUGAAAACAUUCCAAACAACUUGCUCAAGGCCUUUAUCUACAGAUAUAUUUACCGAUGGGCUAAUUUCGCAUGAAUCUCUUCGAACAGUUAUACGUGAAUUCAAAGAGUCAAUUAAUCAGAUCUACAAUGAUGCACAACCGAUAACAGAAGAAGAGUUUCCUCAAUUUGUUGAUUAUAUACGUCAACAUGUCUUUCCUAAUGAACUUCAAUCAUCUUCAACAGGACACAAUAAUUCACAACAAAUAUUACGAGAAAUUUUGCUACAUUCACGAACUCAAACCGAAUAUCUUCGACGAAUUACUGAGAUUCUUUCGAACCUCACCGAAACUAGAACAGUUAUUAAAUUAUCCCUGGCGGUUGUAUUACUAUAUACGAUCAAUAAAUUUUUUCAACAUGGAUGA
Messenger RNA from Adineta ricciae, 1224 nucleotides. The record is from the annotation of a GenBank genome assembly. NCBI's taxonomy places the organism in Eukaryota, Metazoa, Rotifera, Eurotatoria, Adinetida, Adinetidae.